Molecule: messenger RNA, 1031 nt
Organism: Hylaeus volcanicus
Lineage: Eukaryota; Metazoa; Arthropoda; Insecta; Hymenoptera; Colletidae
Product: AP-3 complex subunit sigma-2-like
Exons: 6
Coding region: 38-547 (169 amino acids)
Biological process (GO): protein transport; vesicle-mediated transport
Cellular component (GO): intracellular membrane-bounded organelle
Source: RefSeq, a predicted model, not a curated record
UUUCUCGCAUAACUUGCCGUCAAUCAAUCAAAUUUUAAUGAUACUUGCCGUAUUAGUUAUGAAUAAAAAUGGAAAAGCUAGAAUAGCACGUUUUUACAAUGAUGUAGAAUUUGAAAAACAACAAUAUCUUAUCCAACGUAUUCACUCACUUGUCGUAAAGCAGAAUAAAGAAUUGAAUUCAAAUAUUGUAGAUAGUAGCUUACUAUUCGGAAACAAUAGUCGUAUAACAUUCAGAUGUUUUACAACUCUCUACUUUAUUGUUGUCCAUGAUAAUAACGAAAGCCCACUCUCUAUUUUAGAUUUAAUUCAAGUGCUAGUGGAAACUUUGAAUUGUUACUUUGAAAACGUGUGCGAGUUAGACAUCAUAUUCAAUUUUGAUAAAGUGAAUUACAUUCUAGACGAAUUUAUUGUUGCCGGAAUUGUUACAACAUUAAACAUGAAAGAAUUGUGUGAUAAGAUCAAAUUGAAUCAAAAAAUUUCUCAAUCACAAUCAUCUAAAACAAUUGAAGGUGUACUAGAAAAAAUUAAACAUUUCUCAUUAUCAUAGACUCUAAUUUUUCAACAUUAUAGCUCUUUAACAAAAUAGUUAAAAAUUUUUUAUUUUUUCAACUAUUUACUGUUACACCCUGCUUGAAGUAUUUUAAAGAAUUUAGGGAGGAUAAAGAGUAGAUUUUUAAUUUACAGCUUAUUUUAGCUGCGCUACUAUUUUAAAAGAAUUCCAAUGUUUUAAUAGAAACAAUUUUAAAGUUUAAGGUGUUUGCUUAAGCCAAAAUUUUUUAUAGACAAUAAGAAGACUAAAAAAAAACAUUUACAGAUUUUUUAAUUCGAAAAAGUGAAGACGCAAUUACUUCGCGUUACUAGUAUUUAAAUUCUUGUUCUCUGGGUUGUAUAUUCAUUUUAAAAAGAAAGCAGUAAACAUGUAAUGUAAAAAAACUAAACAGAGUUGUAACAAUGGAAUUAAUAUAGAAUUUUUUAUUUUAAAAUACAAUGCAGAAAAAAUAAUCAGUCAAUUAAUUAAUAGAGGAUCAGAA